AUGUUUGAUUCACCACCACAAACAUCGCCACCACCACCACCAAUCCACACUACUACAAAUAGACAUAGAAAUAUAAAUAAUAAUAAUAAUAUAUGGUUAGAAAAAGUUAAAUUAUUUGAUUUCUAUCCAAAAGUAGAUGACGAUGUACCAAGACAAAAAUCCACAUUUGGUGGUGUAGUUACAGUUGUUUGUUUACUUAUUACAGCAUAUUUAUUGAUAUCAGAGAUUUAUUUUUUUACAUUCCCAGUUAGGGAGCAUUCACUCAAAGUUGAUGUUACAAGAGGCAAUAGAUUACCAAUUAAUAUAGACAUUCACUUUCCAAGAUUGGUUUGCACAGAUAUCACCAUAGAUGUAGUCGAUGGGAUCGAUGGUAAACCAAUUAAAGAUGCAGCUUAUCAAAUUGUUAAAGAAAGAUUAGAUUCAAAAGGUGUACCAUUUGCAAAAGGUGUUGCCUUGGCUGGUAAAAAAGGUAUUUUUAGUAGUAGAUGUACAGAAUGUGAAUUCCCAAAACAAAAAAAAGGUUCAUCAGUAUUUUUUAGACAAAAGUGUUGUAAUAGCUGUGACGAUCUUAGAGAGUAUUAUAGAUUAAAUAGAAUUCCACAAAAUUUUGCAGAUGACGCACCACAAUGUCUCAUUGAAAGACCCAUUCAAGAUGAUGAAGGCUGUAGAAUCUAUGGAUCACUCCAAGUACAAAAAAUGAAAGGUGAUUUUCACAUUUUAGCAGGUUUAUCAGCAGAUGAAUCACAUGAUGGUCACGCACACCAUGUUCAUCGUAUUACCAAAGAGAAUAUUGGAAGAGUUACCCAAUUCAAUAUUACCCAUCACAUUCAUAAGUUUUCAUUUGGUGAUGAUAUCGACGGUUUAAUUAAUCCAUUGGAAGGUUUUGGAAUUGUUGCACAAUCAUUGGCCGUUCAAAACUACUAUAUUCAAGUUGUACCAGCAAUUUAUAAAAAGAAUGACUAUGUUUUAGAAACCAAUCAAUACUCUUACACCUACGACUACCGUAAUGUAAAUGUUUUUAAUUUGGGUCGUAUUUUCCCAGGUAUCUACUUUAAAUACGAUAUGUCACCAUUAAUGAUCGAAGUAGAUCAAACUUCCAAACCAAUUGUCGAGUUAAUCACUUCAAUUUGCGCCAUAGGUGGUGGAAUUUUUUACAUUUCAAUAUAA
Dictyostelium purpureum is the source of this 1167-nucleotide messenger RNA. RefSeq lists its product as uncharacterized. The transcript has 3 exons. Gene Ontology annotation, cellular component: endoplasmic reticulum; COPII-coated ER to Golgi transport vesicle. The coding region runs from base 1 to 1167 and encodes 388 amino acids. The record is from RefSeq and is a predicted model, not a curated record. NCBI's taxonomy places the organism in Eukaryota, Evosea, Eumycetozoa, Dictyosteliales, Dictyosteliaceae.